AAUAUUAACCAAAAUUUCUUGACGCUGUUCCUUCGAUCAUUAAUACACCAUAAUCGAUUUCGAAACAGUAUUAACUUACUGCUGUCAAAUAUUAAUCAUACGGGGAUUACGUCACGUAGCGGAGCUCCAAGCGUAUAUUUCUACAAACUCUCGUCACCGACGUGUUUGAUCUUUUUGCGUCUCAAUAAAGUCUGUUUUUGGUCUAAGUUAUAUCGAUAAAAGACACGGUGCGUGUUUUAGCGACACACAUGCAGUGAAGUCGGUAUGGGUGGUCGCGUUUUGGAGAGGACUUUCUUAAAGAAAUUGACCGUAGUAAGCGUUCUGUUCAACAGUUGCCUUUCUUCCUGUCUACAGGGUCAUGAUUACAACACGGAAGAAUUAUUUGUCAGGAAAAAAACGCGCAUUAUCUCUGUUUACAGGUCUAUUAAACAUCCUGUUCGGUUCAUCAGGUCGCAUCACUCGACAACAGGUGGCGCCCUAACGCUCUGUUUACCCAAACACUGUGACUGGAAGAAAACGUUUUCCUUCUUUCAAAAUCAUCUGCUUCAGCGGAGAAGCACAACUGGAUCAUGUUUGCUUUACGCUUGGUUACCAUGGCGUAAAAUAUCUUCAUACCACAAAUCUCUUGUAAUGUUCUUGAUCCAGCUCUUUAAAGUUGCCACAAAGGGUCAUUGCUUGCGCAAGACACCGAGUAAGCAUUCUACACGCUUGGAUUUCUACUGAGAAGCUCGAUACAGUGCUCGGAGUCCAUGGUUUUAAAGCCGUCUGUUCUUUGGGCACCGUUAAUUCCCCCAUGGUGAGACUGUUUUUGUUUCGUCUGGGAUCACUGUUAGGCCUGUUUGGUUUACUGGUUUGGGAAGCGUUUCGUAGUCAAAACGAAGAUAACUUCGCAGAAAAUAACAACUUCAGACGUCACGAUGUAUACAGUUUUCGAGAAAAUACUUGGAAGACAACUGACGAGACCCAAGAGUUGCGGAAGAAGCACCUCAUUGACUACUGUCACAAGCGAGACCCAAAAGAACUUCUCCCUCCACAUUCAAGCAACGAAAUCCCCGCGUACUAUUUCAGAAACAUCAUUGUGGAUGAUUAUCACAAACUACUCUAUUGUUACAUUCCGAAAGUGGCUUGCUCCAACUGGAAACGAGUGCUCAUGGUUAUGAAUGGUGACGCCGCUGACCCAUGGAGUAUUAAGACCGCGGACGUGCAUAAUCGCAGCUUAGGAUUUUUUCGAUAUUUGAACCAAUACUCUGCGGAGGAGAUUGUUCACAGACUCAGCACUUACUACAAGUUUCUGUUCGUUCGACACCCAUUUGAGCGUCUUGUUUCAGCAUACAGAAACAAGUUCAUAGACUCUUACAAUUUGACGCUAUUUAAAGAGAUGUAUGGCAGGCAUAUCAUACGAAAAUAUCGGCAUAAUCCCGAUAUCAGGUCUCUCAAGACGGGAGAAGGUGUGAGCUUUGCAGAAUUUGUUGAAUUUAUUAAUAAUUCUGAGCCCGAGUUUAUGGAUUGGCACUGGAAACUGUACGACAUGCUGUGCCAUCCGUGUUUAAUUUACUACGAUUUUAUAGGAAAGUUUGAAAAUUUAUAUACUGAAGCUGACCAGCUAUUGAACAUUCUCCAGGCGAAUGAUAAAGUACAAUUUCCACACAAUAAGACUUCUAGAUACAAGUUACCCACAAAAGGUCUAGCAAAGGAAUAUUUCAAGUCGCUGCCGAAGCAGACUAAAGGCAAAUUGUAUAACAAGUACAGGCAUGAUUUUGAGAUGUUCGGAUAUUCGAUGGAAGAGUACUCCUGAGUAUGAAUAUUUUAACAUUUUUUUUUUUUAUGAAAACGCUGAGUUAAUGACUGCACAUUGUUCUAGUCAAGUGAUGCAGCCGAAAAUCGACGGGAUGCUAUGACUUCAUCAUGCCUUGUCGCAUGAAGAACACUUGUUGGUCACGUAAGUGAUAAUCCAUUCUCCGACGCCAUGUCAAAGACAUGUGAAGACAACAAUGGUUGAUCUGAGAACCUAGUUUAGCGACAGAAGAUUUUAUGGAGUUCAGUCAAUUAAUUAUCAACUACCCAGAAGACAAAUUAUGUCUGCAUUACGAGUUCAACUCCAAUCGCCGUGGCAGUCUUACGGAAAAUGCAGCAAAUACUUCCCCUCCUCUUGGAUGAAAACGGGUUAAGUUUAAAAUUCCGACGAAAAGUCAAGUCAAAAGACUCAAGACUCAAGUCCAAAAUCAAGUCAAAAUUCGCGUCAAAACCCAAGGAAAAGGUUUGUAAACUGUGAUGGUGCAAAAACAAUGACAGUAUGCCGUGUUAACGACUGACAAAGACAAGGUUUUGACAAGCUAAAAAAGGACUGAGAGAAGCCACAGAGACGCUUAACAUACUGACAACAGUAUCACUUUCACAACAACAGGUAGAUUACCUGAUGACAUUCGUGAUGAUAAUAAUAAAGGUAAAAUCAAGAUUUAUCUUAAUUUCAAAGCAAAUAACAAACACGUUACAAGACCUACUGCCAGCUAGGAUGAUGCAGACGAAAAAGAUAAACCUCGAAACCGAUAAAAUUACACCGAACACGGAGGUAUUCCGUUAGAUGGCAAACGAACUAACUUGACAAAUUAUAGAGAUAAACUUGUCAGAAUAGGAGAAGUUUACAAUCGGAAUGAAAUUAACACCUAAGAUCGUUGCUGUUAUCGCAUUGAUCGCUCAUUACAGUAAGAAUUUUCGGAAUGACUAACGAUCUACUGAUUGGCUGACUAACAGGCUAGCAGCGCAACUGAAUGACCGAGUGACUUAAUAACUGACUCUAUGACUGCCUGAUUAAGCAAAUGACUGAGUGACAGACGACUGACUCACUGACGAAUGAUUUAAAUGUCUGUAUUCACUCCAUGAUUUUCAAACUGACUGACAGGCUAACUGAAUGAAAAAACUGAAUCAGGACUAACUCUUCUUUAACUAGGUGACCAAAUGGCCUACUGACUGAGAGACUAAAAGACAACUGCCUGACGGAGGGGGGCAAAUGGUUUAUACGUGAAGCGCGAGUAAGGCCAAAAUUAGACCCCCCUCCCCCCCUCUGCCUUUGCUACCCUCUUUACUAACUGACGGCGAGACUGAAUGCUGAAUGUUCAACUUGACAAUAGCUGAUCGACUGACCGACUGACGAAUGACUGAAUGAUUGACUAAUUCUCUUAACAACUGAAUGACAGACUGAAGAUUACUGGCUGUUAGAAAGCUCGACAGACUGAGUGACUGAUCAACUUAUACACGACUAAUUAGUGAUUAAUGUCAUUAGGAACCUCGUGAUUUUCACACUUAGUGACUCAGAUACCAACUCAAGACUGAAUGUUCACUAACCUAACUAUUUAGUUACUGACCGACUGACUGCCCGACUGUCCAACCGGCUGAAUGACUCGCUGAUCAAUAGACAAUGGCUGAUGGCCCAUAUCUUACAGAAUGACUAACCGAGCAACUGACAAACGAAUUGACCCACACAACGGUGAAUUGACAGACAUACUUACAGGCUGACUAACAGACUGACUGGCUUACUUAACUUGUGCCUAACAUAUGAUUCACUGACUGGGUUAAAUAUUAACUUCCAGGUGCCUUAAACUACAAAAAUCACAAGGUUAUCACAUGAUUUAGUAUUAAUGGUACGUUAAGGAACUGACUGACUUGCUUAAUUGCUGGCUAACUGGCCGUCUGACUGUCUGAGUUGCAGAUUGAUUGUAAGGCUGACUGACUGACUGACUGACUUUUUGAAUGACUGAGAGAAUGACUUACUGGCCAACUAAACUGACGCCAUGCGGAAAACGCGUUGACGAAUUGACAUGUUGGCUACCAGAUGUCUCACAUUAUCCUAGUCGCUAGGCGAGCAUCUGGAUUGGAACCAGUUAUGUGGACACAGACUAAUUGAUCAACUGACCGACUGACUGACCGACUGCCUGACCAACUGACUACCUGGCUGAAUGACCAACUGACCACCUGACCGACUGACAGACUGUCUGACUGUCUGACUGUCUG
Molecule: messenger RNA, 4008 nt
Organism: Pocillopora damicornis (cauliflower coral)
Lineage: Eukaryota; Metazoa; Cnidaria; Anthozoa; Scleractinia; Pocilloporidae
Product: carbohydrate sulfotransferase 11
Biological process (GO): carbohydrate biosynthetic process
Cellular component (GO): membrane
Molecular function (GO): sulfotransferase activity
Source: RefSeq, a predicted model, not a curated record